GAGAGGAAUAUACAAAGGAGGCACCCACCUGCAAUUCAAUUCAAAGGAGCGAGAGUACGCGGCUUUUUGUAUACACGAGCGAGUACACAGUUAUCCUAAGAACCAAAGGGGCCAAAAUUAAAUUGAACUAAAUUAGAGUAUGUUUUCAUGUCCGAAGGAGCUUUCGAAACAAAACAGAAAAACAGCAUAAGCGUAUAUCUUUUGUUUCUGUUUUGGUAAGAGAGAGAGAGAGAGGGGGGAACAGAGUGGGGAGAGACCAGGAGAGCCCCACAGAGAGGCCCUUUGGUUGGAGGGCUUGGGCUACUCCUCCAACGGACUUCUCAUUCUUCGUCGUCUUCUUCUUUUUCUAAUUCUUCUCUUCUGUGUCGCUCUCUCUGUCUCUCAAGAUCCUGGUGAUUCAGCUGAGAUCAAAGAAAUUUGGGGUUCAGGGUUUGAAUUUUUCUUAUAUUGGGUUUUAUUUUUUAAAUAUCUGUCCAUAUACGCCAUAGGCUGUUGGUUACGUGGUGCUGGAAAUUUGGUAUGGCUGUUGCCAAGAGCAACAGCAGCAGUGAAUCAUCGACCAAAGCCCCUCAUUGUUACAAAGUUGAAAGCUUGAAGGAAACCAUAUUGGACACAGACCAGACCUCAAAUUUGAAAGACCGAUUUGUUCUUGGGGAGCAGUUGGGUUGGGGACAGUUUGGUGUUAUUAGGGCUUGCUCUGAUAAGUUAGCUGGAGAGGUGUUGGCAUGCAAGUCAAUUGCCAAAGACAGGUUGGUCACUCAGGAUGAUGUGCGGAGUGUGAAACUUGAGAUUGAAAUAAUGACCAAGUUAUCGGGGCACCCAAAUGUUGUGGAUCUCAAAGCAGUUUAUGAGGAGGAAGAUUAUGUUCAUUUGGUGAUGGAGCUUUGUGCUGGUGGAGAACUCUUUCACCAGUUAGAGAAGCAUGGAAGGUUCUCUGAAGCCGAGGCUAGGGUUCUCUUUAGGCAUCUGAUGGAAGUGGUGAUGUAUUGCCAUGACAAAGGUAUUGUUCAUAGAGAUCUGAAGCCUGAGAACAUCCUCUUGGCCACAAAAGCAUCAUCCUCACCAAUUAAAUUGGCUGAUUUUGGUCUUGCAACCUACAUCAAGCCUGGGCAGAGUUUGUAUGGGACUGUUGGGAGUCCAUUUUACAUAGCUCCUGAGGUACUGGCAGGGGGUUAUAACCAGGCUGCCGAUGUAUGGAGCGCCGGAGUUAUUCUCUAUAUUCUUCUUAGUGGGAUGCCGCCAUUUUGGGGAAAGACUAAGUCAAGGAUAUUUGAUGCUGUUAGGGCAGCUGAUCUACGGUUUCCAUCUGAUCCUUGGGACCAGCUAUCUGGUUCUGCUGAGGAAUUAAUUAGGGGAAUGCUCUGUAGGGAUCCUUCUCAAAGGCUCACAGCUCAGGAGGUUCUAGAUCACUCAUGGAUUAGGGACCAUGCACAAUCUUCUGAGGAACCACGUGAACAUGAAAACCAAAGUUAUGAACACUUGGGUGAAGGCGGAAGCUCUUUCUCUACUUUUAUGACUAGGAAUCAGGACAUCAGCUUUGGCACUGGACCACGUGUUAUUUGUGAUGCCCAGUCACCUCAAUUCACAUGCAGAUCAUCCUUUACUUCCUUUGGGUUGGAACCAUCAACACCUUGCUUUGCAUCUGGUGGGUUUUCUUUUGGCAGCACUGAUGAGCCCAACACCUUGGAAUUCUCAUCUCCUGUUCCCUCAAUGCCAAGCUUCGCAUUCUUCAGCCCUUGCCCCAUCACCGUGCAAGAGAGUUAUACAUUGGAUCUUUCAGCCAACAUAUCCACUGUAAAUGCAAUUCAGAAAGAGGCAAGCUUAGGAAGGCUGUUUAUGUUGUCAGAUUCUUCUGUUUGCCUUGGGCAUGAAGCAAAAGACAUUCAUUACAAGACAGCUGAAGUGAAGAGGACUGGAGGAACAUCUGGGUAUAGGAUGUCGGGCAUUCACAAGAGGAACAGAACAAUUGGCCUUGGUGAAUUUGAUCAGCUUGAUUUAGUGGUAACUGAAUCAGUGAUUCGUUGGGCAUCAUGCACACAUCUCCCCACUGCAUCAUCACUUAGAUCUUCUCUCGUCUGUUGAAAGCAUGGACCAGCCGAUGAGAUAGAUGAAUUUAUGGUAACUGCAUUACUAAAUGCUUUGGCUUCAUGCACGCAAUUCCCUACUGCUGCAUCUCUUAAAUGGCGUGGACAAACUGAUGGGAUAAGAUGAUGAAUUGGGAAAUUCUGAUCUGCAAAAACUACUGUACCUAGGUGAAAUUUCCUGGCCAUGUAAUGUUCUAGGUUUGCACUUGAGUCCAAGUAGGUAUGUUCAAUGUUAGAGCCAGUUUGAGGUUGGGUUAAUCUUAGGCUUUAUGAUGAGUGAUGUCUUUAUGAUCUCGACUGUUAGUUUGCUUGCUGAUAACAAACUCUCUAAUGGGGUGUUUAAUGUGUAAAAAGUAAUUUAUGUCUUCACAGUUCAAAGGUUUCCAAUUUUCAUGCUCCA
This is a messenger RNA of Vitis vinifera (wine grape), 2484 nucleotides long. RefSeq names its product calcium-dependent protein kinase 26. NCBI's taxonomy places the organism in Eukaryota, Viridiplantae, Streptophyta, Magnoliopsida, Vitales, Vitaceae. Gene Ontology annotation, biological process: peptidyl-serine phosphorylation; protein autophosphorylation; intracellular signal transduction. Gene Ontology annotation, cellular component: cytoplasm; nucleus. The coding region runs from base 520 to 2082 and encodes 520 amino acids. The transcript has 6 exons. Gene Ontology annotation, molecular function: calcium/calmodulin-dependent protein kinase activity; calcium-dependent protein serine/threonine kinase activity; ATP binding. The record is from RefSeq and is a predicted model, not a curated record.